Messenger RNA from Diachasma alloeum, 1005 nucleotides. RefSeq lists its product as uncharacterized. Gene Ontology annotation, biological process: DNA integration. Lineage: Eukaryota; Metazoa; Arthropoda; Insecta; Hymenoptera; Braconidae. The transcript has a single exon. The record is from RefSeq and is a predicted model, not a curated record. Gene Ontology annotation, molecular function: nucleic acid binding. Bases 1 to 1005 code for a protein of 334 amino acids.
AUGGCAAAGCUGUUAGCAGUAACAGUGACCAUCAACAGGGCCAUCGACAGAUUCAGGAGGCAGCCAAUGACCCCGGGAUCUAUCUUGACGACCAGAGAACUCAACGUUGCGAGAUUAUUUUGGGUAAAAAUAACACAACACCAGUACUUUGUUUCAGAACUCAGGGUACUUCUCAGAAAUCAGCAGCUACCUAGAAAUCACCAGUUAGCGAAAUUCACCCCAACUCUGGACGAGGAGGGCAUCAUGAAUGGUGGCAGGGGCACAGUUAGAGCCUACAUCCUACGCUGUGCUAUCUGCCCUAGACACCGAGCUAGACAGGCUCAGCAACAUAUGGGUCAAUUGCCCGCAACCAGAGUCUCACCAGCAAGAGCAUUUCUCCACACGGGGGUGGACUAUGCAGGUCCUUUCGCCAUCCUCAAGUGGAGACCCACGAAUGCUCAACCGGGAUCAGUGCACAUCGCAGUGUUCGUGUGCUUCACCACGUCAGCAGUUCACCUAGAGCUCGUCAACAGGCAAACCACAGAAGCCUUCCUCGGAGCUUACAAGAGAUUCACCGGAAGACGAGGUAUUCCAGCAGUCAUGUACGGUGACAACGCCACCACCUUCGUCGGAGCAGCAGAUCAACUCGAAAGGCUCUAUCACCAAGCAUCUAAAGAAAAUCAACGUGUUCAGGCUGCUCUCGCCACCAAUGGGACUCAGUGGAGCUUCUCACCACCUAAAGCACCGCAUUUUGGUGGCAAAUGGGAAGCAGCAGUAAAAUCAACGAAGCGUCACCUCAAGAGAGUCCUGGGAACGACAACGCUAACAUUUGAGGAACUCAACACAGUCUUAGUUCAGAUUGAAGCCUGCCUAAACUCCAGGCCAAUCUGUCCGAUGUCAGACGACCCAGAAGAUCUCCAGGUUCUCACCCCAGGACACUUCUUAAUCGGCGAGCCUCUACAGAUAGUACUAGAGUCAUCCUACGUCGACGAGAAUCCCCUCAAGAUGAGGAGAUGGAACCCGUGA